Molecule: messenger RNA, 1162 nt
Organism: Panicum virgatum (switchgrass)
Lineage: Eukaryota; Viridiplantae; Streptophyta; Magnoliopsida; Poales; Poaceae
Exons: 7
Coding region: 230-1162 (310 amino acids)
Source: RefSeq, a predicted model, not a curated record
AGGGUGUGGUACCCUCAAGGGUUUAUCAGCAGCCAUAAAGAGAAUAAAGAGUGGCUCCCAGAAACUAAAAAUUGAUUUUUCAUCAAGCCUGGGAGGCCCCAUAGGGCCUAACUAUCGUGCAUUUGUGGAUGAAGUAGUGCUGUUUACGAGAAAAAGGGCUCCGCUUAUUGGAGUGAAAGUUUGGAAAGACAUAGAUGAAAAUGUGAAAAAUUCUAUAGCACUCGAUGUAAUGAAUCGGUGGGAGGUUGAAAACACUGAGGAUGGUAAAGAAAAAAUAUGGGCUGUGGCCAAGGAGUGGUACAAAGGAUGGCGCUCAAUAUUCAGUGCGACUUACAAGGCAUACGACAGUUAUGAUGAAAGAAUGAAGAACAAGCCUGACGACUUGGACCUUGUUGAGUGGCAUUAUUUGAUCCUGUAUUUUGGAAGUGAAGCUUUCCAGAAGGUAAGCAAUAGGAACACUAACAACCAUGAGCAAAAAAGGACCAAUCAUUGCACAGGAUCCAAACCAUUCUCCAAACUUAGCGAUGAGCAGAGAGAUCCCGGAACAGGUGAAGAACCAACUGAUGUUGACCUUUGGAGGAUUACACACGUGAGGAAUGGAGUAUGGUUUGAUGAAGCUUCUCAGGCUAUCUAUGAGAAUGCAGUCGUCAAAAUUGCAGAAAAGUGUGAAGAAAAAGACACUAUUAUAUCAAAUUCAGAAGAAAAUAUUAUUUUCCAAGCAACCUACAAGGAAAGCACAGGAUGCAAAACAUCCACUGUUCAUGGUCAUGGGUACAUGUCUACACAUCCAACAGAGAGGGCAUCAAUGAAGGCUCAACUCGAAGAACAAGCCCGUGCUAUAGUUGCAGCCAACCAGAAAAAUCAAGAGCUACAAGAACAUAUUGAGAAGCUAAAUGACAAACUUGAAAACCAAGAAGCUGAGAGUGAAAGGAAAUUAGAAGAAAAGUUGCAAGAGUUCAAAGAGGAAGAGAGUAGGAAAAUCCAAGCACUUAGGGAUGAAUUCAUGGCAGCACUUCAAGAAAAUACAAAAACCACGUUAGCUCAGCCUGCACCAAAUAAUUCAAACAUCCAACAGGAAGCUACGCCACCUAUUGACAAAAAAGCUGCCACUACUCCAGAUUCUAAUGCAACUGAAGCUACAUCAGUUCAGCACAUGGCCUAA